GAUCCUUUUAACAACAACAACAACAACAUCUCACAGGUCUCGCUAAGACGGUCCUAAACAAAAACCAAACUGUUUAGGUUUCGUCGUCGACGCGCUCUCAUCAACAAAGUCCCAUACGAAAUUUAACCAAAACUAUAUAUCGAGGGACGAAGCGCGUGACGUUAGAUCGGAGAUCUCACCGAGAUCGCCGGUGAAUUAGGGUUUCUACUUCCUUUGUUCUUGUUAACGUUAUAUGAAAGUUUGGAAUUCAAGAUGACUCAAUCUAUCUGUUCGUCGUCACAAGAUCAAUCUUCUUCUCCUCGCUCUUUGAUCACACCACGCAAAUCGGCGACGAAGUUUCACCGCCGCAGGGGGAGGAGUGUAUUUAACAUGCUGGUUCAGAGGGAAAUGUCACCAAAGGCUAAGUUUGUGCCAAGGAAACGAUGGGGUAAGAGUAGAUGGUAUACUGAUUCUUCAUGCGGAACCAACAACGAGUCUAUGAAAGAGACGGGACAAAGUCUUACCUCAUGGGUUGAGGCAGAGUCAUUGCAGCAUUUAUCUGCAAAAUAUUGUCCUCUUGGAGCUCCUCCAAGGUCAACUAUUGCUGCGGCUUUUAGUACUGAUGGAAGAACUCUUGCUUCUACACAUGGUGAUCAUACUGUGAAGAUUAUUGAUUGUGAAACUGGAAACUGCUUAAAAGUUUUGACUGGCCAUAGGAGGACUCCUUGGGUAGUCAGAUUCCACCCGCAUCAUUCAGAAAUAGUUGCGAGUGGAAGUUUAGAUCUCGAGGUCCGCUUAUGGAAUACCACAACUUCUGAAUGCAUUAGAUCUCAUCUAUUCUAUCGGCCUAUUGCUUCUAUCGCUUUCCAUGCUGAGGGUGAACUACUUGCUGUUGCUUCUGGUCAUAAGCUGCACAUGUGGCACUACAAUAGGAGAGGAGAGGGAUCAUCACCAACUGUUGUAUUGAAGACGAGGCGAUCUUUGAGAGCUGUACACUUUCACCCUCAUGGGGCUCCAUUACUUUUGACCGCAGAGGUGAAUGAGAUUGAUUCAUUAGAUUCUUCAAUGUCUAGAGCAACAUCUAUGGGCUACUUGAGGUAUCCGCCCCCUGCUAUUUUGUUCACAAGCACGGAAAGCAAUCAAACUAGUUUGGCAGCAGAAAAUGAGAACAGAACAUCGUCUCCUCCUCUUCCCUUGGCUACAUCCAGUGGUCCUUCUGGUCCAAAUAGUGUUCCAGGAAAUUCUCCCAGCAACAUAUUUCUUACCCGAGCUGGAGAUAGAACUUCUCCUGCAGUUGAUGGCAUGGAUGUAGAUGAAGCUCAACCUGUUGGAAGAAAUGGAAUCCCUAGCCAAGUUUCAAAUAGAUCAGAUUUCCCUGAGCUUGGACAGAUUCGGCAAUUAUUUCACUUUAGGGAUCGAGUUUCCUGGGAGUUACCUUUUCUACAAGGAUGGUUGAUGGCUCAAGGUCAUGGUGUUGCUAAUCCAGUGGUUACUCCUACUGGCAGUAGUAAUCAUGGCAUCUCAGCUCCAUCCUCAACAGCCAGUCUGGAGGCUGCAGUAGCGUUAUUAGAAAUCCCGAGUGGUGUUAACUUACAUGCGGUGUCUAGAAGAGGCGGGGCUCAGGAACAAACUUCACAACCCCAAUUCUCGAGAACUGGAUUACCGGAAGGUGUAUCUUCUCGUAACACUCAACAUGGAAGUGAUGCUCAACCUGUAGUAAAUAGGGUCCAGUCUGAGCUUGCUACCUCAAUUGCUGCUUCGGCUGCAGCAGCUGCUGCUGCAGAAUUACCUUGUACUGUCAAACUCAGAAUGUGGUCGCAUGACAUCAAAGACCCAUAUGCACAACUGAAAUCCGACAGAUGUCUAUUUACAAUACCGCAUGCCGUCCUUUGCAGUGAAAUGGGAGCUCAUUAUUCGCCAUGUGGGAGAUAUUUAGCGGCCUGUGUUGCGUGUGUUUUUCCUCAUGGUGAGAUAGAUCCUGGACUGCAGACACAAGCUCAACAAGAUUCAGGGCUUGCAACUUCCCCAACUCGACACCCUGUCACAGCACACCAAGUCAUUUACGAGCUUCGUGUGUAUUCUCUCCAGAAGGAAAGUUUUGGUUCAGUACUUGUGUCACGGGCAAUUAGAGCUGCACAUUGCUUGACCUCUAUCCAGUUCUCACCCACUUCGGAGCAUAUACUACUUGCAUAUGGGCGGCGUCAUGGUUCUCUUUUGAGGAGCAUCGUUAGUGAUGGUGAAACAACAUCACAUUUUUUCACAGUAUUGGAGAUAUACAGAGUUUCAGAUAUGGAGCUUGUGAGAGUACUGCCAAGUUCAGAGGAUGAAGUGAACGUUGCGUGUUUUCAUCCUUCUCCUGGAGGAGGUCUUGUUUAUGGGACAAAGGAGGGGAAACUGAGGAUCUUCCAGUACAAUACAGCUGCUACCUCAAACUUCACAGGACCAAACACCUAACCUGAGGUAGCGUAGAAUUAUAAUAAAGAAGGUGCAUUAGAGUGGUAAGCAAGCAAGAAGCAAACAUAGGUUUCAUCGAAUCUUUUCCACUCCUCUUCAUACAGUCUUGUUUAAGGUAAAAAGUUAAAGACAAAGAAAUGUAUAAAGAAAAAAAUGGAAUUGGUUUAAUUUUGGUUUUGAAUCAUGUUAAAAAUAGGGCAAUAGACAUUGUCACACUUCCUCUACAGAUUAACAAAGAAGUCUUAAGUUAUCAAUUUUAUGAUGCUAAAUCAGUUUUAGUAGCGUUCAAGCUUGCUUCUCUUCACUCUUCUCUCUCUAUCUCUGCUACAAUUGCAAUUCAUAAUAUGAGAUUUUGAUGUACAUACUAUAUGUUUGGUGCAACCACUUGACACACUAUUUUUUUAUGUAAUGAGAGGUUCAAUU
Messenger RNA from Arabidopsis thaliana (thale cress), 2856 nucleotides. Its product is annotated as Transducin family protein / WD-40 repeat family protein. Bases 253 to 2433 code for a protein of 726 amino acids. NCBI's taxonomy places the organism in Eukaryota, Viridiplantae, Streptophyta, Magnoliopsida, Brassicales, Brassicaceae. The transcript is spliced from 14 exons. The record is from RefSeq and is marked reviewed.